Messenger RNA from Chara braunii, 709 nucleotides. NCBI's taxonomy places the organism in Eukaryota, Viridiplantae, Streptophyta, Charophyceae, Charales, Characeae. The record is from the annotation of a GenBank genome assembly.
UUCGAAAAAAUAAAGUUUCCGACAUUGUAAUGGUCGGUGAACCGUCGAGAAUGCCGAGGCUCGAAGAGAUGUUGGGUUCGCAUUUGAGCAGGCGACCCAGCGACAAUAUGGAUCCUGAGAAAGCCGUUGGCUAUGGGGCCAUCAUCCAAGGCGCGCAUAGGGUCGUCAACGAGAAGGUGGUUCCAUCCGAGUACGAGGGGAUGGAGCUGGCGACCGCGACGGAUACGAUUUCGUUGAGCAUUGGAGUAAGUGAGAACAAGGGCAUGAUGCGCGAAUUCAUAUCCAAAGGACAGACUCGACCGGCUUCAGGAAGGUUCACGGUCAGGGUAAGUCGAAAUGAACAGAGCAACAUGGAGUUUCGCCUGUGCGAGUUCGAGCGCAUUUUCGAUCGCAGGAGCCGACAUGUGGGAACGUUCGUUCUGCAGGGUUUCCCACUUGUGCCGCAGGGAACAAAAGUUGUCGAAAUCACGAUCAAGAAGAACGAGAUGGGCCAGCUCACCGCAAAGGCUCGGGCUUCAGGCUGCAAUGAAUCAACGCGCUACUUAGACAUCCGGCCGGAAAGGGGAGAAGCAUUAUCACAGCCGCAGAUAGCACGAACAAAGAGCGAACUAGAGGAGUAUCUGAAGUAGGAUGUUGCCGAGGAGAGAGUGUCCGUUAGGAGGAGACUGGGAUGUCAGAUGGCGAUGUGGCCGCAGUCAUCUCCACAAGG